AUGCCUCAAUACCUCACUCAGCUUGGUCAACUAUCCAGUCUCAUCGAUCAUGUCGCUGAGAAAGUGGCCAAGGUUUUACCGCGCCUAUCCGUCUAUAGGCCAGGUGUGGACGAGGCCUGUCUUCCUUCCAUCGCCGACUUCGUCCUGUACGUCACCAUACGGUCUUACACCACCAUCCCGGAACUCAUGAUGAGCCUCAUAUAUCUAUCAUGGUUCCGGGGUCGCCUGCAUCCUGCUCACCUCGGUCGCCCGUCUACCCCUCAUCGAGUUUUCCUAGCGGCCUUGAUGCUCGCACAUAAGGUCCACAACGAUGACAGCGUGAACAACGCUUGCUGGGCGGAUCUCAGUGUCAUUCCUGAAUGCGGCUUCGCCGGCUUCUCGAACGUGGAGGUGAACCUGAUGGAAGCCCAAUUCUUGGCAGCGCUUGGUUGGGACGUACAUAUCGAUGCCGACCUGUACGAAUUGUUCAGCCGGGAGAUUUACAUCACAACUUUCUAUCCACCUCCUCCCUCCCAGACAGAGCAAGGUUGGGUCUGCGGGUGUUGCAUCUGCAUCGAUUGGUGGACAUGCCCAGCACAGGGAUUAUCGCACUGCACGACCUGCCUCACACCAAGCUAUGCUGAAGUGGAGAUGCAGAAGAAAGUACUCGCGGUAGAACAAUUCCAGGCGCUGCAACCUUCUCCCACCGAAAACGAGGUCUGUGUUGCACUACACCACCACCUGGCACCAGCCGGUCACCACGCGCAAGAAAAGUGCAAUCGAGCCACGAAGACCAACGCCUUCUAA
Molecule: messenger RNA, 786 nt
Organism: Alternaria postmessia
Lineage: Eukaryota; Fungi; Ascomycota; Dothideomycetes; Pleosporales; Pleosporaceae
Exons: 1
Coding region: 1-786 (261 amino acids)
Biological process (GO): regulation of cyclin-dependent protein serine/threonine kinase activity
Cellular component (GO): nucleus; cyclin-dependent protein kinase holoenzyme complex
Molecular function (GO): cyclin-dependent protein serine/threonine kinase regulator activity; protein kinase binding
Source: RefSeq, a predicted model, not a curated record